This is a messenger RNA of Theobroma cacao (cacao), 2255 nucleotides long. RefSeq names its product 2-isopropylmalate synthase 2, chloroplastic-like. NCBI's taxonomy places the organism in Eukaryota, Viridiplantae, Streptophyta, Magnoliopsida, Malvales, Malvaceae. Gene Ontology annotation, biological process: L-leucine biosynthetic process. Gene Ontology annotation, cellular component: chloroplast. The record is from RefSeq and is a predicted model, not a curated record. Gene Ontology annotation, molecular function: 2-isopropylmalate synthase activity.
CUGUGCUGACCUCGACUCCACUCCCCCUACUCCUCAAAAACCAAACGCAUAAACCUCGACCCAAAGUCUUUCGGUCGGUCUUCACUUUCGCUUCCUCCUUUCUCACUAGGGUUUGAGGGUUUUACACUUUCUUUCUUUCCUCUUCCUCCAUGGCUUCUUCUAUCUUAACUUCCUCCAAAUUCUCUCCUUUCUCUUCCCCCUCCCUCAAAUCCUCCCUUUUCCUUUCCCCUGCUUCCCUUCACUUCCCUUCUUCCAAGCUACCCUCUUUCCCUUCAUUUCCUUCCAAAUCAUGCUCUAAAACCUUCCUCAUUUCUUCCUCUCUCACCCCUAACCCUCCCUCCCCCUCCCGCCGCCCCCCUUAUAUCCCCAACCAUAUUCCCGACCCCAACUACGUCCGCGUCUUCGACACCACCCUCCGCGACGGCGAACAAUCCCCCGGUGCCACCAUGACUUCCAAGGAAAAACUCGACAUUGCCCGUCAACUGGCAAAGCUCGGCGUAGAUAUAAUCGAAGCUGGGUUUCCGGCUGCAUCGAAAGACGAUUUUGAAGCGGUCAAGACUAUUGCUAAAGAGGUUGGAAAUGCAGUGGAUGAGGAUGGAUACGUGCCUGUUAUUUGUGGGCUUUCUAGGUGUAAUGAGAAGGAUAUUAAGGCGGCUUGGGAGGCGGUUAAGUACGCGAAAAGGCCUAGGAUUCAUACUUUUAUAGCGACCAGUGGGAUUCAUAUGGAGUACAAGUUGAGGAAGAGUAAAGCAGAGGUCGUGGAUAUUGCUAGGAGUAUGGUUCGGUUUGCUCGGAGUUUGGGUUGCAAUGAUGUUGAGUUUAGCCCUGAAGACGCUGGCAGAUCUGACAGGGAGUUCCUGUAUGAGAUAUUGGGUGAAGUGAUCAAGGCUGGAGCGACAACUCUCAACAUACCUGAUACUGUUGGCAUAAAUUUGCCCAGCGAGUUUGGGCAAUUAAUUGCUGAUAUAAAAGCCAAUACCCCUGGAAUUGAGAAUGUUAUUAUUUCAACACACUGCCAAAAUGAUCUUGGGCUUUCUACUGCCAACACUUUAGCGGGAGCUUGCGCAGGUGCAAGGCAAGUGGAGGUAACCAUCAACGGCAUCGGAGAAAGAGCUGGAAAUGCUUCAUUGGAGGAGGUUGUGAUGGCGUUAAAAUGUCGUGGUGAGCAUGUGUUAGGAGGUCUUUAUACAGGAAUAAAUACCCGACACAUUGUGAUGGCAAGCAAGAUGGUGGAAGAGUACACGGGAUUACAUGUGCAGCCACAUAAGGCCAUUGUUGGAGCCAAUGCUUUUGCUCAUGAAAGUGGCAUCCACCAGGAUGGAAUGCUAAAGCACAAAGGUACAUAUGAAAUUAUAUCUCCUGAGGAUAUCGGGCUUGAACGGUCCAAUGAAGCUGGUAUUGUCCUUGGAAAACUUAGUGGACGUCAUGCUUUGAGUGACCGAUUGAAAGAGCUUGGGUAUGAGCUUGAUCAGGAGCAGCUUGGGAACAUAUUCUGGCGCUUCAAAGCAGUAGCCGAACAAAAGAAGAGAGUCACUGAUGCUGAUCUAAUAGCAUUGGUUUCGGACGAAGUUUUUCAACCAGAUGUUGUUUGGAAGCUUCAUGAUCUGCAGGUUACUUGUGGAACUCUUGGUCUUUCCACUGCAACGGUUAAACUCAUUAGUGCUGAUGGGGAAGAGCAUGUUGCUUGCUCAGUUGGAACUGGGCCAGUAGAUUCAGCUUAUAAAGCUGUUGAUCUCAUUACAAAGGAAGCAGUUACACUUCUCGAGUACUCCCUGAUUGCUGUUACAGAAGGCAUUGAUGCCAUAGCCACCACCCGUGUUCUAAUUCGUGCAGAGAAAAGUCACAUGUCUACUCAUGCUUUGACUGGCGAAAUCACUCAUCGAACAUUUAGUGGAACUGGUGCAGGAAUGGACAUUGUUGUUUCCAGUGUCAAGGCAUAUAUUGGCGCAAUAAAUAAGAUGUUGGGUUUCAAGGAGCAAAUUCCAACAAAAGGUUCAGCAGAGAGAACUACAAUUUCUGCUUGAGAAGUAAAAGUAGCUUAUCAUACAGUUCUCCCUUGCAUACAUACCAUCAUCAGUCAGUUUUGCAACUACAUAGUUCUCCCUGUUCAUCAUGCAGUAGUGACAAUGCUUUGAAGGGUUUCUGUAUACAAGUUUCAGAGACAACAAUUGUUCAUAAGUUAUAGUAUGUGUUAAGAACUAGCCAAAAACUGAAUGAAGCAUCAGUUAUAUUAAAGAUGAGCCAGUUUAUUCGAA